Molecule: messenger RNA, 565 nt
Organism: Trichoderma harzianum CBS 226.95
Lineage: Eukaryota; Fungi; Ascomycota; Sordariomycetes; Hypocreales; Hypocreaceae
Exons: 3
Coding region: 64-501 (145 amino acids)
Source: RefSeq, a predicted model, not a curated record
CUCAUACACAAUUUUUGGAUUGGAAAAAAAAGCGAUCAAUUCAACGUCUUAUUUAAUCAGAUUAUGCUCUCACGCGACACCAUGCACGACCUCGAAGACAGUACUCUGCACAGAAUCGAGAAAGGGUGGAGUAUUGCGAUGAACUGUGCGGAAGAGCGGUUGAAACGAAUAUGCGGCUGGACAGACAAUGAGUUUUCCCUCGCUAUGCAACAAGGGCUUGUGAUGCUGGAGACGGUGUGCACAUUCGUACAUGGAGGUGUCAAAUCAGGGCAAUACAAAUUACCAGUCGAUUUCUGGAAGAUGCUCGUCGCCGAGUAUGGCAUCGUUGUGUAUCCGUCGGCCUUGACAGAGUGUUUAGCUCCCUCAGGGCUGGGUUCGAGCCAGACCUUUACAGAGAUAUAUAGCGAACACAUUGUCAUGCUAGGGAAGCGCGAUUCCAGUCGCCCGCCAUUGUGUCCAUUUGAAUAUCUAAAAGAGCCGUUACCCGUAUACGAAAAAUAAAAAGGCGAGACUCGCAAACAGCUGGGAAUGGUUUUAUGAUUAAAUAGCGGGGGAUAUAUCAGAG